AUGAAUACGAAUGUAAAGCGCCUUCGCAAGGAGUUGCAGGAGCUUAAGAAGAAUCCGGAAGAGGACAUGGUUCUCUAUCCAGAGGAAGACACUAUUAUGCGAUGGAAAGCUUUCAUUCGUGGGCCAAAAGACACUCCCUUUGAGAACCGUUGUUUCGAACUGGCCAUCCAAACGACUCCACUGUAUCCCAUGGAGCCGCCAAAAAUGAAGUUUAUCACUAAAGUUUUUCAUCCAAACGUGCAUUUUAAGGAUGGCAGUAUCUGCCUAGAUAUUCUCAAACGCGAGUGGUCUCCAGCAUGGACCUUGAGGGCUGCGUGCUUGGCCGUGAUUUCAUUGUUGUCGGACCCAGCGGCUGACUCGCCACUCAACUGCGACGCCGGAAAUAUGAUUCGUGCGGGAGACAUGCUUGCGUAUAAUUCUAUGGCCGAGAUGUAUAAGCAAGAGUAUGGGCUUUUGGAGCUUCCAACAGACCCAUUUUAA
Messenger RNA from Plasmopara halstedii, 480 nucleotides. Its product is annotated as ubiquitin-conjugating enzyme. The transcript has 4 exons. NCBI's taxonomy places the organism in Eukaryota, Oomycota, Peronosporomycetes, Peronosporales, Peronosporaceae. The record is from RefSeq and is a predicted model, not a curated record. The coding region runs from base 1 to 480 and encodes 159 amino acids.